AGAUCCUGCGCCGGUAAGGAUUUGAGCUGAACUGUAUCAAGUUUUAUGUUUUCCAAGAGACUGAUCCAGAAAACAUGGCUACUGCAAUUAGGGAGGUGGGGGUUUGGAGACAGACCAGAACACUCCUCCUGAAGAAUUACCUCAUUAAGUGCAGAACUAAAAAAAGUAGUGUUCAGGAAAUUCUUUUUCCACUCUUUUUUUUAUUUUGGUUAAUAUUAAUUAGCAUGAUGCAUCCAAAUAAGAAAUAUGAAGAAGUUCCUGAUAUAGAACUUGCCCCUAUGGACAAAUCUGUUCUCUCUAACCUAAUUCUUGGAUAUACUCCAGUGACUAAUACUACAAGAAACAUCAUGCAGAAAGUGUCUUCUGAUCACCUUCCUGAUGUCAUAAUUACUGAAGAAUAUACAAGUGAGAAAGAAUUGUUAGUGUCCAGUCUUUCUAAGCCCAACAACUUUGUAGGUGUGGUUUUCAAGGAUAUCAUGUCCUAUGAACUCCGUUUUUUUCCUGAUAUGAUUCCAGUAUCUUCUAUCUAUAUGGAUUCAAGAGCCGGCUGUUCAACAACAUGCGAGGCUACUCGGUACUGGUCCUCAGGGUUCACCGUUUUACAGGCGUCCAUAGAUGCCGCCAUUAUACAGCUGAAGACCAAUGUUUCCUUUUGGAAAGAGCUGGAGUCCACUAAAGCUGUCAUUAUGGGCGAAACUGCUGUGGUUGAGAUAGACACGUUUCCCCGAGGAGUCAUUUUAAUAUACCUUGUCAUCGCCUUUUCGCCUUUCGGGUACUUUCUGGCGAUUCAUAUCGUAGCAGAAAAAGAGAAAAAGUUAAAAGAGUUUUUAAAGAUAAUGGGACUUCAUGACACUGCUUUUUGGCUUUCAUGGGUUCUUCUGUAUACAAGUUUGAUUUUCCUAAUGUCUCUUCUUAUGGCGGUCAUUGCAACAGCUUCUUCAUUAUUCCCUCAAAGUAGCUGCGUUGUGAUAUUUCUACUUUUUUUCCUGUACGGGCUAUCCUCUGUAUUUUUUGCUUUAAUGCUGACACCUCUUUUUAAAAAAUCAAAACAUGUGGGGAUAGUUGAAUUUUUAGUCACCGUGGCUUUUGGAUUUAUUGGCCUUUUGAUAGUCGUCAUGGAAAGUUUUCCCAAGUCACUGGUGUGGCUUUUCAGUCCUUUCUGUCAGUGUACGUUUUUGAUUGGUAUUGCACAGGUCAUGCACUUAGAAGAUUUUAAUGAAGGUGCUUUGUUUUCCAAUUUGACCGAAGGCCCAUAUCCUCUAAUUAUCACUCUUGUCAUGCUAGCACUUAAUAGUGUGUUCUAUGUCCUCUUGGCUGUCUAUCUUGAUCAAGUCAUUCCAGGGGAAUUUGGCUUACGGAGAUCAUCUUUAUAUUUUCUAAAGCCAUCCUAUUGGUCAAAGAGCAAAAGAAAUUAUAAGGAGUUAUCAGAGGGCAAUGUUAAUGGAAAUAUUAGUUUUAGUGAAAUUGUUGAGCCUGUUUCUUCCGAAUUUGUGGGAAAAGAAGCCAUAAGGAUCAGUGGUAUUCAGAAGACAUACAGGAAGAAAGGUGAAAAUGUGGAGGCUUUGAGAAAUUUGUCAUUUGACAUAUAUGAAGGUCAGAUUACUGCAUUACUUGGUCACAGUGGAACAGGAAAGAGUACUUUGAUGAAUAUUCUUUGUGGACUAUGCCCGGCUUCUGAUGGAUUUGCAUCUAUAUAUGGAUACAGAGUCUCAGAAAUAGACGAAAUGUUUGAAGCAAGAAAAAUGAUUGGCAUUUGUCCACAGUUAGAUAUACACUUUGAUGUGUUGACAGUAGAAGAAAACUUAUCCAUUUUGGCUUCAAUCAAAGGAAUCCCAGCCAAUAAUGUAAUACAAGAAGUGCAGAAAGUUUUACUGGAUUUAGACAUGCAGGCUAUCAAAGAUAAUCAGGCUAAAAAGUUAAGUGGUGGUCAGAAAAGAAAACUGUCUUUAGGAAUUGCUGUUCUUGGGAAUCCAAAGAUACUAUUGCUAGAUGAACCAACAGCUGGAAUGGACCCCUGUUCUCGUCAUAUUGUUUGGAAUCUUCUGAAAUACAGAAGAUCUAAUCGGGUGACGGUGUUUAGUACUCAUUUCAUGGAUGAAGCUGACAUUCUUGCUGAUAGGAAAGCUGUCAUAUCACAAGGAAUGUUGAAAUGUGUUGGUUCUUCAAUUUUUCUCAAAAGUAAAUGGGGGAUUGGCUACCGCCUAAGCAUGUACAUAGACAGAUACUGUGCCACAGAAUCUCUUUCAGCCCUGGUUAAACAGCACAUACCUGCAGCCACUUUAUUACAGCAGAAUGAUCAACAGCUUGUGUAUAGCUUGCCUUUUAAGGACAUGGACAAAUUUGCAGGUUUAUUUUCUGCUCUAGACACUCACUCAAAUUUAGGUGUUAUUUCUUAUGGUGUCUCCAUGACAACUUUGGAAGACGUGUUCUUAAAGCUAGAAGUUGAAGCAGAAAUUGAUCAAGCAGAUUAUAGUGUAUUUACUCAGCAGCCACCAGAGGAAGAAGUGGAUUCAAAAUCUUUUGAUGAAAUGGAGCAGAGCUUACUUAUUCUUUCUGAAGCGAAGGCUUGUCUUGUCAGCACCAGGAGCCUUUGGAAACAGCAGGUGUACACAAUAGCAAAGUUUCAUUUGCUUACUUUGAAACGCGAAAGCAAAUCAGUAAGAUCAGUGUUCCUUCUACUUUUAAUUUUUUUUGCAGUUCAGAUUUUUAUGUUUUUGGUGCAUCGCUCUUUUAAAAAUGCUGUGGUUCCCAUCAAACUUGUUCCAGACCUGUAUUUCCUAAAACCUGGAGAGAAACCUCACAAAUACAAAACAGCUCUGCUUCUUCAAAAUUCUACUGACUUUGAUAUCAGCGAUGUUAUUAGCUUUUUCACAAACCAGAACAUAAUGGUGACCAUGUUUAAUGACAGCAACUAUGUGUCUGCUGCUCCCCACAGUGCAGCUUUAAAUGUGAUGUAUGCAGAAAAGGACUAUGUUUUUACAGCUGUUUUCAACAGCACUAUGGUUUGUUCUUUACCUGUGUUGAUGAAUAUUAUUAGUAAUUUUUAUCUUUAUCAUUUAAAUGUGACUGAAAGCAUCCAGGUUUGGAAUACCCCAUUCUUUCAAGAAAUUACAGACAUCGUUUUUAAAAUUGAGCUGUAUUUCCAAGCAGCUUUACUUGGAAUCAUUGUUACUGCAAUGCCACCUUACUUUGCCAUGGAAAAUGCCGAGAAUCAUAAGAUCAAAGCUUAUACUCAGCUCAAACUUUCAGGGCUCUUGCCGUCUGCGUACUGGAUUGGACAAGCUAUUGUUGAUCUCCCCAUAUUUUUUCUGGUUCUUAUUUUGAUGCUAGGAAGUUUAUUUGCAUUUCAUUAUGGAUUAUACUUUUAUGCUAUGAAGUUCCUUUCUGUGGUUUUUUGCCUUAUCGGUUAUGUUCCAUCAGUCAUUCUGUUUACCUAUGUUACUUCUUUCACUUUCAAAAGAAUUUUGAAUACCAAAGAGUUUUGGUCAUUUAUCUAUUCUGUGACGGCGCUGGCUUGCAUUGCAGUCACCGAAAUCACCUUCUUCAUGGGAUACACAGUUACGGCUGUUCUCCAUUAUGCCUUUUGCAUGGCCAUUCCAAUCUACCCACUUCUGGGUUGUCUGAUUUGUUUCAUAAAGAUUUCUUGGAAGAAUAUUCGAAAAAAUGAGAACACGUAUAACCCAUGGGAUAGACUUUUGGUGGCUGUUAUAUCGCCUUACCUGCAGUGUGUACUGUGGAUUUUCCUGUUACAGUACUAUGAGAGAAAAUACGGAGGCAGGUCGAUAAGAAAGGAUCCCUUCUUCAGGACCCUUUCCAAAAAAUCCAAAAAUAGGAAGUAUCCAGAACCACCAAGCAAUGAGGAUGAAGAUGAAGAUGUCAAAGCCGAAAGACUAAAGGUCAAAGAGCUAAUGAGUUGUCAGUGUUGUGAGGAGAAACCAGCCAUUAUGGUCAGCAAUUUACAUAAAGAAUAUGAUGACAAGAAAGAUUUUCUUCUUACAAGAAAAGUAAAGAAAGUUGCAACUAAAUAUGUCUCUUUCUGUGUGAAAAAAGGAGAGAUCUUGGGGCUACUGGGUCCAAAUGGUGCAGGCAAGAGCACAGUUAUCAAUAUUCUGGUUGGCGAUAUUGAACCAACUUCAGGCCAGGUAUUCCUAAGAGAUUAUUCUUCAGACCCAAAUGAAGAUGUUGAUUCCAUUAAGUAUAUGGGAUACUGCCCUCAGAUGAACCCACUGUGGCCAGACAUUACAUUGCAGGAGCAUUUUGAAAUUUACGGAGCUGUAAAAGGAAUGAGGGCGAGUGACGUGAAAGAAGUUAUAAAUCGGAUAACAAAUGCACUCGACUUAAAAGAACAUCUCCAGAAAACUAUAAAGAAACUACCUGCAGGAAUCAAGCGAAAGUUGUGUUUUGCCCUGAGUAUGCUGGGGAACCCUCCCGUUACUCUGCUAGAUGAACCUUCCACGGGUAUGGAUCCCAAAGCCAAACAGCACAUGUGGCGCGCAAUUCGAACUGCAUUUAGAAACAAAAAGCGGGCUGCUAUCCUGACCACCCACUAUAUGGAAGAGGCAGAGGCUGUCUGUGACCGAGUGGCCAUCAUGGUGUCUGGGCAGUUAAGGUGUAUUGGGACCGUCCAGCAUCUGAAGAGUAAAUUUGGAAAAGGCUACUUUUUGGAAAUUAAGUUAAAGGACUGGAUAGAAAACCUAGAAGUAGACCGCCUUCAAAGAGAAAUUCAGUAUAUUUUCCCAAAUGCAGUCCGCCAGGAGAGCUUUUCUUCUAUUUUGGCUUAUAAGAUUCCUAAGGAAGAUGUCCCAUCCCUUGCACAAUCUUUUUCUAAGCUGGAAGAAGCUAAACAUACUUUUGCCAUUGAAGAAUAUAGUUUUUCUCAAGCAACACUGGAACAGGUUUUUGUAGAACUCACUAAAGAACAAGAGGAAGAAGAUAAUAGUUGUGGAACUUUAAACAGCACACUUUGGUGGGAAAGAACACAGGAAGACAGAGUAGUAUUUUGAAUAUGUGUUGUUCUGUCUGCACACUGCAUUUAUUUCUUUUUUACUUUAUUUCUAACUUUGGUUUAAGGGUGUAUUAUUGAAUGGUAACCGAAGAACCAUGAGAGCCCUUGAGAUUUUCCGGAGUUCCUCUAUUGAAAUGCUGUGGUUGUGUCCUUUGCACUUCGUCAAAUAAAACCCGUGUGUAAAUUAUUGUAA
Suricata suricatta (meerkat) is the source of this 5198-nucleotide messenger RNA. RefSeq names its product ATP binding cassette subfamily A member 5 (gene ABCA5). Gene Ontology annotation, molecular function: lipid carrier activity; ATP binding; ABC-type transporter activity. Gene Ontology annotation, biological process: transmembrane transport; lipid transport. The record is from RefSeq and is a predicted model, not a curated record. The transcript is spliced from 39 exons. Gene Ontology annotation, cellular component: membrane; intracellular membrane-bounded organelle. The coding region runs from base 75 to 5003 and encodes 1642 amino acids. NCBI's taxonomy places the organism in Eukaryota, Metazoa, Chordata, Mammalia, Carnivora, Herpestidae.